Molecule: messenger RNA, 4726 nt
Organism: Harpegnathos saltator (Jerdon's jumping ant)
Lineage: Eukaryota; Metazoa; Arthropoda; Insecta; Hymenoptera; Formicidae
Gene: Bsg25D
Product: blastoderm-specific gene 25D
Exons: 6
Coding region: 437-3835 (1132 amino acids)
Biological process (GO): microtubule anchoring at centrosome
Cellular component (GO): centrosome
Molecular function (GO): calcium ion binding
Source: RefSeq, a predicted model, not a curated record
UUGCACGCUAAUAACGGAACAACUUUUCAGUACUGCCAGUACUGGUAGUGUAUAUCGGAACUUACGGCUUAAAUUAAGGUAUAAAUCGUCUUGUCCAUUUAAUAAGAAUAAAAACUUUUUUAUCUGACGAUGAAUUAUAUUAUUGAAAAAUAAAGAUAUUUAAGAAGAUAAUCAAGAAAGUCUUCAAAGGCAAUUCAAAUAAGUGACAUCCUCAUACUAUCAAAUAUAUAAAGCACGAUACCUAUGCAAAUAGAUUUUAGGAUAUAAGUUGAUUCAAAAUUGUCUACUGAUCCAUGAUAUUUGCCACGAUGACUUUUACUUAUGUCAAAUACUGAAAAAUUUCAAGACAUGUGUGUAUGUGCUAUAACUUCAUUGGAAUUUGUGCAUUAUAAAUAUUAUUAAGCUGAGCUUGUUAUAAUAAUUAUGAAAAGAAGGCAUGGAUGAACAUAACAGCGAUCUUUAUGAACAACAGCUUUAUGCUGUGUUUGAGAGUUGUUUGACAAAAGGAAAGGAUGAACUUGAAGAAAAUAAUUUACCUUCUAUAUGUAGCAAAUUACAUCUUGAUGGAUUAACCGAAGAAUUAAAAUCAUGCAUUUGUAAACACGCAGAUAAGCAAAGUAUAUCCUUUCAAGAAUUUCGGGAUGGUUUAUUACUUCUGUUGAAAAGAUUUCAAGGAUUAGUUACAGAUAGACAGUGUAUUGUACAACCUUAUUAUAAUUUGAAUACAUGUAAUGUCGAUAUCAAAAAGAAUGAGCUUUCAACACCAAUUAAUAACGUAUCUAAAGUUCAUCUUCAGGAAAUAGAGGCUAGAAUCACAAUGGAUGAGAGUAAAUUGAUACACUUCUGGGAGAAGAUCAAAAUUUACUUGAGGGAUUACACAGAUUCUACAGCUAUGCAAUUCAUAUUGAGUUGUGCAGGAAUUCCAGAGCUUCCAAAACAAAUCAUAGAAUUUAUCUUCGAGAGACUCGACCAGAACUGUGAUGGUUUGAUUAGCUUUGAUGAAUUUAUCAUUAUAUUCCAGAAGAGAAGGAGCACAGAAGCCUUGCAGGAACAUAAUGAAUCUCAUAGUAUUGUAAACUGUAAUGUAAAUACAUUAGAUUUCAGUAUAUAUGAGCCUCAUGGAACUGAUUCUAUACAGGCUGACAAGAGUAUAGAUAAAGAGGAAGUUGCUGGUAUUUCUCGCGUGUCGACGAUAUUGCCCAAUAGAGAUCUCAAUAUCUUGGAUUCCAGUCUAGUAGAAGUAACGAGUAUUAUAUGUGACGAACUUAAAAGUUUGAAUGAAACGUUAGAUGACGAUACCAUCCAGUCUCAUAUCAGCUUACUACGUGAGAUGCUUACGCUUUAUCAGAAUGAGCAACGCAAUCUGAGCAUCCUGAUAGAAAACAUGAAAGCAGAGAAGGAAAAGAUGCGUAUCGACAUGUUAGAAGCUAAUGAACGGGCGAAUUUAUUAGCGCAGGAGAUCGAUGAACAUCAGGCACAAUUGGAGAAGACUAAAGAAAGUCUUCAGAAACAGAGUCAACAGCGUUAUGCCGAAAUCACAAAAGAACUGUCAAAUCAGCUAAAUAUUGAGCGAGAAAUAGAUGCUGCAGCCUUAAAAUCAAAAGACGAUCAACUACAAUUAUUGCAAAGGGAGAAUCAUGAUAUGAAAAAUAAAUUGAUUAACACAUUGCAAGACAAUCAAAUGCUUGAGGCAGAGAACGGGACUCUCUUAGGCCAAAUUGAAAAGCUCAGGCAAUCCAACAAUGAUUUGUUAACAAGGAUGAAAAUGUUAGAUGCGGAGCAUGAUGAGAUACAAAGUCUAGAAGCGAAGCAACAGGAGCAAGUGGAUUUUUUUGUCAAUCGCAUCAAGCAGCUACAGUUGGAAGUGACCCUCUUGCGAGACCAAAACGACGAGCUCAAUGCGGAACUGGAAACUUUGAAGUGUUAUAGCAACGAUAUAAGGCAAAACGAGACACUGUCCUCUUUGGCGUAUGAUUUACAAUUGGACGAAACUCCAGAUGAAAAUCGCAUAACGACGUCACAAUCGUUCCAAGAGGCCCGACAAAUCGAUGCGAAAGUUCCAUUUGAGUUUAAUUUUUCAUCAAACGAAGGGCAGCUCGACACAUCAGAUUCUGGUGUCGUAAAUGUUGAAAAGCUAAGAAAUAUGUUUGUUAAAAAUCUAGAGAAUGUGCUAUUGACAAGUACGAAGUGCAUUUCAGAAAAAUGUGCAUUGAGCAAUAGUGUAGCGAGAUUGAUCAAUAAUCUGCAAUCGAAUCUUUCGCUGCAUUGCUCCACGCGGGAUUUUGGGAAGAGCAUAGCGUCUGAGCUCGAAAUGGAAUGCGAGAAACGGACACACGAAUCACUACGAGAUUUAGUCGUUUCCAAAGCACCGAAAUCGCUUCUGACGAAACGUACAAUGAUGUCGAACAGCGCAGAAGAUCUUGACGACUUCGCCGAUCAAGACGUAAAGAGUGCAACGCAAAAUAAGACAACAAGUCUCAGAGAUUACCCACCACGGAAAGAAGAGCACUCCGCGGAACAAUGCAGAACUAAUAAGGAGAAAGAUAGUUCCCUGGACAUCACUGAGGUUGAAAAUACUUCGAAGAAUAUCUUGUUGAACGCAAGAUUGCAAGAGCUCGAGGCGAAACAUGUGACAGAGAAGAAGCAGUUGACAGAGCGCUGCUCGGAACUUGAACGCAGUCUAGAUCUAUUGAGAGCCGAAUAUGAAGAAUGCGAAGAUUAUUGGGCCGCUAAACUUGAGGAAGAGAGACAACUCUUUGAGCAAGAGCAAAAGAUCAGUGACGACAAGCUUGCUGAGCUUAUUAAUAAAAUAGCGGAAUACGAAGAAUUAAUUAGUCCUUUAGAUAAGUCGAAAAAUAACGGACGAUUGUCCCCGAUAGAUGAAAAGUUUAAUUUGGAGCAACAGUAUAUAGAUCUUGAAGAGGAAUUUGAGAAAUGGAAGAUAAAAACUGAGAAUGAAAUCUCCCAGAAGAAUUUGGAGAUAGGGGAUCUGCGUGAGAAAUUAAGAUUAACGGAGCAACUAGUCACAAGUGAUUCGUGGGUGCAAGUACCGGAUGAAAUCUCUUUGCGAACAUUGUCGAAUCUGUCGCAAUGUAAAUCUUCCAGUGCGUCUAGCAUCCCGUCGAUGAAUGAGCCAGUCGAGAAUUUAGAUCUACAAACAUCUGAUACAAACAAUCAAACGUAUUAUAGCUCAGAACACCCAUCAUCUAAUGAUUCUAACAGGCUAAUAAAACAAGAUCAAAUCGACGGUGUUAAUUUGAACAUUACGCGUGACGAAUGUUCCACGAAGGAAGUGAAAACCACGCAUAAGGAUAAGAAAAACAAAAUAUAUCAAAAGAGAUCGCACGUUGGUACUAAGGUGAAGGAGAAUGAUAAGUGUGAUUCAGAUUUCACAUGGAUGCAUAAUGUACUGAUGCAAAGUUUGAACGGAGUUAACUGCCAUUGUACACAGAAUAAUACGCAGCCACGCAUGUGUUGCAUUGACCCGAGCGUUUUGCAGAAUCUGAACAUGAAACUUUACGCACAAGAACGUAAGAAACGACAGUUACAGCAUUACUUCAAACGACAACAGCAACAAGUUGAAAAAAUCUUACAGCGUAUUAUGACGCAACAUCAAACGGAAUUAUUUGAAUUACAGUGCCUCCUUCGUAAUACACAAGAAAGGCUCCAAGUACAAGUUCAAACGACCGUUGAUCAGGCCGACAGAUUAGCUAAUGCUGACAUAUUAGUAAAGGAUUUAUAUAUAGAAAAUGCAUGUCUCACAGAGCACAUAAAGCGUCUGCAAGAACGAUGUCUCAUCUUGAGCGGCCUCAGUAUGGAAACUACUUCAAUGUGAUGUUCAAGUAACUAUUACGGGUAUGAUAAGUUCAAUUUAUGCGUCAUUGUGUGUAUAUGUACCGAGCAAUUAUAAAUUAUUUAUUUUUAUGCGAUUAUUAGCAAUUAUACGGAUUACGUCGUGAAGCCCCGAUGACUCAGGGAUGCAUAAGGUUGGGAAAUGUAUAUUGUGUAGCACAAGUGCCUUUAGUUUUUAAUUUAAAUUUAAGACUAAAGUGAGACAAACUUCGCUUUAAUCGACAUCAUAUUACUUAGCAAUGAAAAUUUGAUUUAUAGGGGCAAUUAUCUUAUAAAUAAUAUAUAGUAAAAUAUUACGUGCGUAUACAUGCACGCACACGUAAGUACACACACACACACACACACACACACACACACAUAUGUUCAUUCACUCACACCACAUACAUUCACUCAUUCACUCACUACACAUACCUAAGAAAAGAAUGAAGAAAAGUAAUCGUAACCGGAAUUGCGAGAAAGUUCUCUUUUUUACAAUAAUUUUUUCUUAACUGUUCAAUUGUACUAAAUGUAUUUGCCCUGAUGCAAAGCAAAUAUUCGGAUAUAGUUAUCUCACCUUAUGCAGAGUCAUUUAGUGUGCACAUGUAAAACAUUAUUACACGGAAAAUUAGAAUUUAUUAGAAAAAAAUUAUAAAGAAUCUCGCUUCCGUUGUUUCUCUAUAAAUAAUUGAUAGAUGCGGGCGUGCACACAAAUGCAUAUGCAUAUGCAAAUACGUAUGUAAAGGAGACUGAAAAAUAUUCCCUAGAAAUAAGUAAUUCUACGUUUAAUGAUGUAGUUACAGUCUAUUGCAAGACCGAAUGUAAGUCACUAUAAAUUAGUUUCUUAAAUAUUUCUAAAAUAAUGCAAAUUAAGAAAGCUGAUCCAACAGAAAGAAAA